AAGCGGAGUAAAACAAUGUGGCAACCCUGAAUAAAUUGAAGUUAAUCGACAACCCCAUGGAAAAUGUUUUUAUUUACAAUUUGACUUCGACGUUUGAGUUUAAUUAAAAUAAUGUUUCACAGAAAGAAUUACAAGUGUUUAUUAUUUAUUUUGGUUUUGGUAUUAUUGGGAGGCUUGAGCAACUGCUAUAUAGUAGAAUCACCAACCGUUCAAGUGGAAAUGGAUAAAGCCGGCAUGCACAGGACCCUUACGUACCGCCUGCGGUUCGAUUAUCCCUUGGUCGGCAAGGACUGCGAGUAUGUGCUGCUCCAGGCAUUGCCCGCAUCUGUUUACAUAAGCACGGACGAACUCGACGACUUACAGCGUCUGAAGAGGUUAAGUGCCGUCUAUCCGAAGUUCGUCAACAUUGAAGUGGCCACGGAACGGGCGCAGCCCUUCUCUGUCUUACUGAGCGGCACACCUAAGAUUACGGAGACCCUGAGGUUGCCCGUGCAUUUUCGCUACCAUGCACCCAGCGAUAAGCGAUCGGCGGCCACGGUGGCCAUACCUUUGCCAGAGCUCUACCUAAGCUGCCCGAUGGCUGAUAGUGAGCUCGUCGAGAACGAGUUGGUUGCCCGACCCGAUAAGCUCUACUGCCUUAAUGCACCAGAAAGCCGAUUCGACGAGAACAUUGUCAAGGACGGCCAGCCGACGACCAUUGCUAAUCUGGAGCGCUGCAACUGGAGGCGGGUGCACGUGGACUGCCAGCUAAAGACGCCGCUGCGGGCCGAGAUUCCCGUUGGGCAGGCGAAUGCCUUUGGCCCGGUGCUGUGCGGCACCAUCCUGCUUGGUUGGUCUCUGGCCCUUUGGACCAUCAUCCGCUCGAUAGCCAACACACGACGCAUCAAUCAGCGCCUUAACGAGCAGCGACUGCUGCAGCAAAAGGUCAAGUAACAGGCGACGAGGUCGGUGCGAUUCCAGGACAACAAUGGAUAAUCAAACGACUCAUUCCGGCGACUACAAAGGGCUGUAAAUAUUUAUUAGUAUGUGUGCAUAGACAAUUCAUUUAUUGGCAUACCCAAAACGACAUAAUUAUCCUAUAAACGUGCCACACAUCGUAAAGUCUUAUUCGGGCUUAUCACAUAACUAAGUCAUAUUAAGCUUCCUUUAGCAUAAUUGUAAACAUAAACCAAUAUCUUAAGUUAGAGCUAGGCAUUUCCGAAAAUCGCUGGCACAGACGGCAAGCUUUAAUAAUAACUUAUCAUUACUACAA
Molecule: messenger RNA, 1252 nt
Organism: Drosophila rhopaloa
Lineage: Eukaryota; Metazoa; Arthropoda; Insecta; Diptera; Drosophilidae
Gene: PIG-X
Exons: 4
Coding region: 112-933 (273 amino acids)
Biological process (GO): GPI anchor biosynthetic process
Cellular component (GO): endoplasmic reticulum membrane
Source: RefSeq, a predicted model, not a curated record